AUCCACAAUACAUAUGCAACAUUUGCGAGAAGGGAUUCAAGCAGAAAGCCAAUUUUCAACGACACAAUUUAGCCAUACAUGGAUAUCAAGUAUAAAUUACGUAUAAUUUAUAACAUUGGUCUGCAGUAUGGAAUGAAAUUCCAAUACUCUGGGAAUCAGUACCCAUGCAGUGAUUGUGGAAAAUCGUACUCCUGGAAAUCAUCCAUGGAACGACAUCGUCGCGAGGGAUGUGGAAAGCAGCAGUCAGUCAAAUACGCUAAAAGAGAUCCCAAACGUGUGAACUAUGAUGCACCAUUUCGUUGCUAUAAAUGUGGGAAACAAUAUACAUGGGCGGAUUCUCUAACUCGGCAUCUACGGGAAGGAUGUGGAAAGUUGCCAAAAUAUUGUUGCCGACUUUGCGGUAGAAAAUUCAAGCGAAAGGACUAUCUCCAGCGUCACGAAGUCACUGUUCAUAAAUUUGAAAUUGAAAUAAUUUAAUAUUGCUUUUAUUUAAAUACAAUUGUUCUGCGUUACUUUUACAUUUUUAUAGAAAAAAAAAGAAAAAAGCCUAAAACAAAUAGAAAAAGAGCAGAAGAAAAAACCCUGCAGUAUGAAUUGUAAGAAAGUGGAUAACAAGUGUGACGAUGCGAAAGAGUAAUUUUAAUAUACAAUGAAAUUAUACGCUCAUUCCACAACGGCAAUACACACGUUCUCUGUAUUAUUGAAUUCCCUCUCUAACCUUUCACACAUGUAAUUGCGAGAGCACCACAUCCUAAAGAAAAUGAAUUUGUUCUCUUGGCAAACCGAUCGCUCAAAAAUG
Neodiprion virginianus is the source of this 799-nucleotide messenger RNA. Its product is annotated as zinc finger protein 726-like. Bases 79 to 477 code for a protein of 132 amino acids. NCBI's taxonomy places the organism in Eukaryota, Metazoa, Arthropoda, Insecta, Hymenoptera, Diprionidae. Gene Ontology annotation, biological process: regulation of transcription by RNA polymerase II. The transcript is spliced from 3 exons. The record is from RefSeq and is a predicted model, not a curated record. Gene Ontology annotation, molecular function: RNA polymerase II transcription regulatory region sequence-specific DNA binding; DNA-binding transcription factor activity, RNA polymerase II-specific. Gene Ontology annotation, cellular component: nucleus.